AUGCAGAGAAGUCGGACUAUCUCCGAGCACCAUACGGUCGAGUCGAACCCGUUCACUCUUCCCACCGAUGAGGAAGUCUUCCGCAUGCGCGAGACGGAGAAGCAGCGGAAGGAGGAGGAGAAGAGCAGGAAUUCCCGACUCAAGAUCUACGAUAAAACCACGGCCUCGUCCAAGAUCGGCAAUAUCCGUCGCUUCCGUUCCGACGAUACGCCGACUGGUUUGGAUAACUACUCGGUCUCUCAGUCACGGCGAACUCGGGGUCUCGUGGCCGCGGCGACAGCUACAAUCUCCAAUGACCGUCUUCGAGAGAAGGAAAACAUGGCCGACUUCAUCGCCAAGAAGCGCGAGAUGUUUCUAGUGCAGAUGUCGCUCGACACGAAGCGCGAGGAGAUCCGUAAACUGGAAGAAAAGGCUCAGCUGAAAGAAGAAGCUCUGAAGAAGAGUGAGCUCAUGCUCGAAGAGGAUGCUGUGCGCUUCGACACGUUCCUGAAGGAGAACGACAAGAAGGCGCACGAGGCCAUCAAACGCGCGGAGAAGGAGACAAAGGCCAAGGCCGACAAAGUGCAGGAGAUCAAGAAGCUCAACCAGCAGAUCCAGCUCGUGCAAAGUGACAUGUCCAAGCUUAGCGAGCAGCUCCAAGACUGCCUCCAGUACAAGGCGUUCCUCGACGAGCUCACCCCGCAAGAGUACGAGAUCGAGCAGCGCGACAAGAAACGAGCUCGCCAAAUGGCGCGUCUGCAGAAGCGCAAGGACAAGAUCCUGCGUGAGUGGGAGCUGCAGAAGGCCAAGGCCCUCGCUGAGAUCGAAGAGCGAGAGCGAGCCGAGAAGGAGCGUCCGGACUCGAAGAAUAGCAAGAAGAAGACAGGGGACAAAGCUGUGAAGGUGAAGGAGAUCGUCGUGCCUCCGAUGCCCAACCUCGACAGCAUGCCACUGACCAGCAGUGGAGAGGAGGUCCCAAUGUACUUCCAGAACCCUCAACAACUACUGGACAUCUUCACUGCAUUAGAGGAGAGCAACCUCUUCCUCAUCCAGAACAGCCAAGAAACGGAGCAGACGCUGGAGGAGCUCAAGCAGAACUACCGAGAGACGAAGAAGACGAUGGACCGCAAGACACAAGCGCUCAAGACCAACGUCGACGGACUGCAGCAGCAGAUCAGUCUGGAAGAGAGUAAGGCCAGCCAGUUGAGACUGCGGAGUCAAGGCGGUACGGGCGAGAAUGCGCAGGAGCGGAUGCUGAAGGAACUGCAGGACCGCGUUCUGGAAGUGUACAAGCGUUGUGGGUUUGAGGCUGAGACCAACUCGUCGACGCUUUACAUGCUGACGGACCUGGAGGCUCGUCUGGAGGAUCUAUUGAGUGCAAUUGAGCAAAUGCCCGAGGACUACGUGGCCAAAGCGGAGAAAGAGAAGGAGAAGGAGCGGCGCGAGCGCGUCCGACAAGAGCGAAUCGCCCAGCAGCAGAAAAUGUACGAGGAGCGCAUGAAGAAGUCCAUGGAGAGAAGCAUGCAGGCGCCCAAGAAACGCAAGGGGAGGCAAGUCAUGUGGCGAUCGCAGCCGGCGCGGCACAUCAAGCACGCCGAGGAUGAUAACAAGGUGGACCAAGGCGACGAGGCCGACCACCACCACUUUAUCUGGUGA
Molecule: messenger RNA, 1635 nt
Organism: Phytophthora sojae
Lineage: Eukaryota; Oomycota; Peronosporomycetes; Peronosporales; Peronosporaceae
Exons: 4
Coding region: 1-1635 (544 amino acids)
Source: RefSeq, a predicted model, not a curated record